AUGUUCAUCGGUAUUGUAGGCACAGAAUGUGCAGGAAAGUCAUUCAUCAAGCAGUACUUGAUCACACGUGGUUUCACAGAGCUCUCACUGCCAAACGAUCACAGACCGCGAGUGAAUGGCGUACAACACAUGCUCGUCCACGCAACCCAUAACUGGCAGGCGGACCACGUCACUCUCUCCCUGCGCACCCGCGCCCAGCUCGAGCCAUUCAUGAAGCGCCCAUUCUUCCUCUUGGGCGCUAGGGGGGGUGUGAUGCACGAUAUUGUCCGAAGCUUGGUACACGUCAGUGUCGUGAACUCGUUUCACAGCGUGAGGGAACUAGAGGCGCAUUUGGACGUGCUCAACUUACGGGACACGGAGCGUCUCCGCCCUGGCUGGGAUUCCUAUUUCAUGACAUUAGCGCACCUCGCUUCCCUCCGCUCAAACUGUAUGAAACGUCGUGUUGGCGCCAUCCUCGUCCGCUCCCAUCGGGUAAUCUCAACGGGGUACAACGGCACUCCCCGCGGACUGCAGAACUGCGCCGACGGCGGGUGCGCAAGAUGUAACGGGAGCGCGAGGAGCGGGCAAGCGCUAGAGGAAUGCCUGUGUUUGCAUGCCGAGGAGAACGCUUUGCUCGAAGCGGGGCGGGAGAGGGUGAGUGGAGGAGAGGGAGGAGCAGCGGUGCUGUAUUGUAAUACUUGCCCGUGCUUGAGGUGUAGUGUCAAGAUAGUCCAGACUGGGGUGAGGGAGGUGGUGUACAACCUCGCGUAUUCGAUGGACGAAGCAUCGGCAAGAGUGUUCAAAGAGGCGGGUGUGGCACUACGGCAGCACUGUCCGCCUGCAUGA
Messenger RNA from Dacryopinax primogenitus, 825 nucleotides. RefSeq lists its product as uncharacterized. Lineage: Eukaryota; Fungi; Basidiomycota; Dacrymycetes; Dacrymycetales; Dacrymycetaceae. The record is from RefSeq and is a predicted model, not a curated record. The transcript has 5 exons. Gene Ontology annotation, molecular function: zinc ion binding; hydrolase activity. Bases 1 to 825 code for a protein of 274 amino acids.